AUGUUUGCCUGCAAAUUGCCCACCAUCCAUACUUUUUCUUGUAGCGAGCGGCCGUUCCACUCAAAAUGGCAUAAACCGUAAAUAUUCUUAUUCAUCAGGGGCCUUUUCUUAACCCUCUCAUCUCCUUCUUCCUCCUCCAAUCUUCUAUUCUACUUCCAUUCCGUCUCCGAUUGCUUCACAAAAAAUAAUCAUUUCCUAAACCCAGAUUAAGAUUUCGAUGCAAAAGGAAUGGAAGUUUCGAAUCACCAGCCAGAAUCAAUGUACGGUUCAGGUGCCAUGAACGUGCAACAAAACAUGGACGAAGAAGACGACGACGUUACAGGGGGAGGAGGAGGAAGGGAAGAGUCGGUGGAUAACCCUCAGAUUGGAUACGGAGAAAGCGGCAGCAUUGUAACGGUUAUGAAUAACGGCAUGGAAAAAGCUUCUCAUGCCAAUAUUUAUGGUCAAGGAUCCGAUUUAACCGCCGUUCCCGGUAAUUCUGGCGUUGAUCAGCUCACCCUCUCGUUUCAAGGGGAGGUUUAUGUGUUUGAUUCCGUUUCACCUGACAAGGUACAGGCAGUGUUGUUACUUCUAGGUGGAUAUGAAAUCCCUUCAGGCAUUCCUGCAUUGGGGACAGUUCCAGUCACUCAAAGGGGCAUGGGUGACUUUCCUGGGCGGUCAAUUCAACCACAGAGAGUUGCUUCUUUAAACCGGUUCCGGGAGAAGAGAAAAGAGCGGUGCUUUGAAAAGAAAAUCCGCUAUACCGUACGGAAAGAAGUGGCUCUUAGGAUGCAGCGUAAGAAGGGUCAGUUCACAUCAUCCAAGGUGAUUUCAGAUGAAGUAGCCUCAGCCUCUUCAGGCUGGAGUGGAACAGGUUCUGGACAAGAUGAGAACAUGCAAGAAACUUUAUGUACACACUGUGGAAUUAGUUCUAAGAAAACUCCUAUGAUGCGACGUGGACCUACUGGUGCUAGGACUCUCUGCAAUGCAUGUGGUCUCAAGUGGGCAAAUAAGGGUGUUUUGAGAGACCUUUCAAAGGUUUCCACUAUAGCAAUCCUGGAUCUGCCUGCAAAGACAACUGAGCAGCAGAGUGAUGCAGAAGCUAAUGACAGUACAGACGUUGUAUCUUAAUCUAUGGAGAUACCUUCUCUGCUGUCCGUGCUGAAAGAUGAGUAACAAAUGCCUCCAUUAUGGUGAGUUCUAUGCUACUUGAUGUUUGAAGGCAGAUGUCAACCUUUGUUAUAAUAACUAAUUUCAUUUGACAACUGUACAUAUGGUUCAUUGCCUUUGCUCAUUAUGUAUAUCAUUGCGAAAUUGUGAGAUACAGCCUCUGUAGCUGGGGAGUAAGAAGAAGACUUAGUGUCACUUUAACAUUAGCAGUUGUUCCUUUCGGUUGCAUAUAUGUUAAAAGUAGCAGCUUGUGCUUA
This is a messenger RNA of Durio zibethinus, 1406 nucleotides long. The record is from RefSeq and is a predicted model, not a curated record. Lineage: Eukaryota; Viridiplantae; Streptophyta; Magnoliopsida; Malvales; Malvaceae.